Molecule: messenger RNA, 6259 nt
Organism: Lethenteron reissneri (Far Eastern brook lamprey)
Lineage: Eukaryota; Metazoa; Chordata; Hyperoartia; Petromyzontiformes; Petromyzontidae
Biological process (GO): positive regulation of defense response to virus by host; activation of innate immune response; positive regulation of type I interferon production
Cellular component (GO): site of double-strand break; cytosol; nucleus
Molecular function (GO): 2',3'-cyclic GMP-AMP synthase activity; chromatin binding; double-stranded DNA binding
Source: RefSeq, a predicted model, not a curated record
UUCAGGUUACAGGCGCGCUCCCAAUCGCCCCCGUCGGCUCAGUUGGGUGAGAGAAAGCGCGCUACGUGAUGUGUCCACUCUCUCUCUAGAGUCGUCUAGACCGUCAAAAGGAGUUACAGUAUCUGUGACUGCGUGUAACGGGAACUGAAGGGCUGGUGACGGGAAGCGAAAAGUAAAAAGGGACGAACUUUGACCCAGAGGCGUGCGGACCAGGAGAGGACUCCGUUCAACAAAGGGGAGAGGACCUCGCUGUCACAGGUGCCAGUGCGAGUAGGGUGAGGAGGUGGUUUCGCCAAUGGCACCGUUACCACCUGCCAAGGACACACGGAAGAAUUCAGCUUUAAGUGGGACCACGACCCCAUCGAGGUCCCCCAGGAGUACCCCCAGCAAGGUGGCUGCCCCCGUGGUCCCAUCGCAACGCCGUGCAUCCAAGGUAGCAGACGCAGCUGGCCUUGGUGGAGAUGAUGGCCCUCUUGGUGCAGAUGGCUCCCAAAAGGUGGCAGGGAAGAGAGGAACUCAUCUGACGUCUCCCCGAUAUGAGAAAAGCAAUGGCAAAGAAGAUGCAUUGUCUGAGAACAACACUCACGCAUCUGGAGACACUUGUAAGCCAUGUAGAGGGACAAGAACGGCCAUAACAAAGAGUGUUUCACUCGAUGACACUCGCGGAUCUGAAGACACUUUUAAGAAGUCUAGAGCGCCACGAAGAGCCAUUAGCACCAGUGCAUCGAUGGGUGAAAAAGGAGUUGUUGCUACAAAAAAUGCCGCAUUAAAAAAGACGCCCCAAGUAGUCUUGGUGAAGAAGUCAGUAUCGAUAGGCAGCACGAAGCCCGUGGCAUCUGCACGGGGAAAUCGGAGUGGCUCCUCCAAGGUCUGUGCACCGGGUGUAAGUGGUGAUUGUGUUGGAGCAUCAUCACCGGUCAGACCAAUCAGACAAGCAGCAGCCAGGGCGAGGAGACCAGGAGUGAAGGUUGAAGGUGUUGGUGUUCAGACGGAGACGUCCACCACGAACAUUCGCCCAAACUCUCUGCGUGGCUCGCGCAGCAAGAGGAGCCCAAGCUGUCGAGAUACAGUCGAUAAUGAAGGAGAUGAAGAAGGUGAUGAUGAUAGUGAUGAUGGCAGUGGAGCCUUACCCCAAAGAAAAUCAAUUGGACGGGUGUCACGGAAAUGUCCACCGUCUGGGAAGACGGUCAGACCGGUCAGACAAGCAGCAGCCAGGGCGCGGAGUGGCUCCUCUAAGGUCUGUGCACCGGGUGUAAGUGGUGAUUGUGUUGGAGCAUCAUCACCGGUCAGACCAAUCAGACAAGCAGCAGCCAGGGCGGGGAGACCAGGAGUGAAGGUUGAAGGUGUUGGUGUUCAGGCGGAGACGUCCACCACGAACAUUCGCACAAACUCUCUGCGUGGCUCACGCAGCAAAGGUCUCGCAGCUGUGAAGAGGAGCCCAAGCUGUAGAUAUACAGUCGAUAAUGAUGGAGAUGAAGAAUCUGAUGAUGAUGAUGGCAGUGGAGCCUUACCCCAAAGGAAAUCAAUUGGACGGGUGUCACGGAAAUGUCCGCCGUCUGGGAAGCCAAGUGAGAGAGGGGUCCGUCGAAGAUGGAUUUCGACAUGGCGGAGGGGCCAGAUCCCACGUGAUGGUGCUGCUCAUGCUGCAUGCAGGGGCAGAGUUAAUUUAUUCGUUCUGCAUGAACAUGACGAUGAUGAAAAUUAUUCUACCGACGACGAUGACACGGAUGAUUCUGAUGAUAAUACCACAGCAGAAAAGAGACUGACUCUUAAGGAUGUCUUAAAUCGCCUGAUGAUCCAGAAAUCCAAGCAGAUAAUAGUGAGCAAGGUCAUAAAUGACACUGUCAGGACCAUAUGGGAUGCGGUGAAAGAAGACGGUCAACUUCCAGUCGACAAACUCCUGAACACGGGCAGCUACUACGAGAAGCUUAAGAUCAGUGAGCCGGAUGAGUUUGAUGUGAUGCUGGUGCUGCUGGAGCGGGUGAAUCUGGAGGAAGUGCCAGGCCUGGGUGGAGCCUUCUACCUCGUCACGCCGAAACGCAAUUCUGCACUCCAGAAAUUUGCUGUCGGGAACUUCAUCUCACCAGCCAAGAUCAUCAAAGUGCUGAAAAACAUCGUCAAGGGACUUCUGCCUACGCUUGGGUACAAUGCGAGACUAAAGCCUGCGUCGAAAGGAUGCCCGGCUGUGACUAUUCAACUGAAGCCUAUCGAGGAGGAAGACGAUGUGUGUGUGGACUUGGUUCCAGCCAUCAAGGUGCAGAAUUCAACCUGGCCUCCAGCAGCGAAGACCAUCAAUACAAGUUCUUGGCUUGGCCGGAAGCGCAUGGCGAAGUUAUUCACAAGCAAAAGCUUUUAUUUGGUGGGAAAGAAGCCUCCCAGCAAUGCAGAAGGAGUAAUCGAGGACAAAGCCUGGAGAAUAUCCUUCUCCGAGGUGGAGAAAGAUAUUGUGCUGAAUCAUGGGAACAAGAACACGUGCUGUGAGAAAGGACAGGAGCAUUGCUGCAGGAAGGAAUGCCUCAAGCUGCUCAAGUGGCUGUUGGAGUCAUUCAAAAAGUGCACUCCCAGCAUGCGGAACAACCUGUGCUCCUACCACGCCAAGACGGUGUGGCUGCACGCUUGCGCGGACCGGCCCGACGAUAGCAUUUGGAAUUUGAAGGACCGCCUCAUGUGCUUCAUCAAUCUCCUCAAAGAUUUUGCGAUGGCUGCCAGGAGGGGCAUCCUCUCUCACUUCUUCCUGCCCGAGUACAACCUGUUCGACAAGAAACUCGUAACGCGCUCAAGCCUGAAGGAUCUGGAAUCGGCCUUAUUGAGGGAUAUACAGAAGCUGAAGGAAGGGAGGGUUUCUGAUGUGUUCCCGCAGUAGCAGGUUUAGCUGGUAUGUUGACGGGCAUCGCCAUUGUUGCGGUGGUGGUUUGUGAUGUUAGUGGAGCGUUGGUGUGGUUAGUCUGGUGAUACAAUGGUGUUAAGUUAGUGUACGGUGCCUCUUUAGCUUGUGUUUCUCAUUGCUUCGUAACCCUUGUAAACCACUACACACUCCAUUGUGUUGUUCUUCGCGAACCCUAGCCACUUAAUUUCACCUUGCCUCGACUGUUGCCCUGGAACCUGGCCUGUCUUAAGUCCACUGCUUGAAACAAAUUCAGCGGAGACUUUAAUUGUAAAACUAUGUGUUUUAUUUAUAUCCGUUGUAGAAGGUUAAGGUCACUUGAUGCUUCAAUCUCUCCCCUUGACGGGCACAGGGUCCUUUGCGUGGCAGUGGCUAAGGAUCUGGGGUCUGUAUAGCGAAGGUUUUACUUUUAUCCAUAAUGAGAAUGCCAGGUGUUAACCAACUUUAAAAUUCCAGAUAUCCUUCAAUUUACAACGAAUUAUACAUACUUUUUGAUUCAUUAAAUCGAACCAAUAUCUCAACCACAUUAAUUACAUACACCCAGCCAUCAAAUUCACCAUGGAGGUGGAAAAGGAUGGCAAGCUAUCAUUUUUGGAUGUUCUAAUUGAAAAGAGACCAGAUGGCUCAAUGGGACACUGUCUACAGGAAAGCUACCCAUACGGAUGUCUACCUAAAACCUGACUCCCACCACCAUCCAUCCCAGAACAAUUCCCUCAUCAAAACUCUACACCAUAGAACUCGAUGUAUCUCCGAUCAUCAUCACCGAGCCAGUGAACUAAAACACAUUCACCAAAGGACCCAAUGUUCUGCCUCACGGCAGGUGUGGGGGUGUGCGUACACAGGAAUUUCCUGUAUUGAUGUUGAGUUUGGUCACGUGACCAGGAAGUUACGAUUUAAGAUUCUCUAAGCCAUGCGGCAGGGUAUCAGCCAUUACACAGAGUACAAAAUGGAGAGACAACUAGCGUCCCAGUGAAGACAGGUGCAACUGUACAUUGUGGGACUUUAAGAAGCACUGUCUGUCAGUUCGUUUAUGUUCUUAUAAUACUGGGAAUGCUGUUAUAAUGUUAGGAUGGCCGUUGUAAUGCUGUAAAUGCCUUUAUAAUGCUGUUAAAUUAUGAUAAAUAUGAGGCCUAGUUAACAACGAAGCCUGCCACUUGCCUUAUUGUGGUUGUUACUUGUAAUUGAAUAAGUCGAGUCAGACUUGUACCCAUGUAACCUUAUUGCGAUUUUGAGAGCAAGGAUGACGAAAUAUCUCAUCCACAGUUCAGUGUUAUGUGCAGUGCUGUACAUUUAGGCUGCAGUAUGGUGAUUACACGAUGUGCCCUUACUUAACACAGUAGCUUAUUCUCUUGUAUAGCUAUUCUGUACUAAUGUAGGUGCCUGGUCCAUCCAGGAUCCAUUGUUGAGUUUCAUGUUAUCUAAGACAAUGUUAUGAUGCUGUAGUGUUCAUUGUAUUGAUAUUUCUAAGUAUUAACAGAUGCUGUAUGUUGUGCUGUGUUUUUCAACACGGAUGUUCACCCUGGCUCUGGAGGUUUAUUGAAUGCGAGGUUAUCUACUCGGAUAGUGGGGCAACGCAGCGCACAGCGAGGCCGAGAUACCCAAUCAAAACCAUCACCUUGCCAUACAUAGCAGGGGUCACCAAAAAUAUUUCCAAAAUCAUGAGCAAACACAAGAUCCAGGUUCGAUUUAACACAGUACAUAAAAUUCGUGAUCUGAUCCCAUCUGUGAAGGAUGGGAUCCUUGAUAUGCAAUACCCCGGCGUCUACAAACUAAGCUGUGUCUGCAGCAGUAGUUACAUUGGGGAAACUAAGCGACAUGUCUCGUUUCGUGUUGGUGAGCAUAAGCAUAUUUGAAACAGGGUAGGACCAACACGUCGACCGUGGCUGAUCAUUGUUUUAAUGCGGUUGGCUCACACAAAAUUGAUUUAUCUAAGACGAAGGUACUUUGUAAGCCCACUGGCUAUCAACAAAGAUUCGUUCAUGAAGCCAUCCAUAUAUACAUGCACAAUUUCAACCGAGAGGAUGGGUACAAACUCAGCAAUAAUUAGAAGUACGUCUUAAUUCUAGAUUUGAAGCUUUCGUGACUGCAAGGAUUCAUAUUCUUAGGUUUUUUCGGUAAAGUCACGUAGGUAAAAAAAACCCUAAGAAUAUGGAAGUACGUCAUCAACCAGUUUAAGUCAUAACUGGCUGUGAUGUUCCCAUCCUGCCACCUUCCGAUGUUUUUUUAUUUAUUUUCCCCGUGGCUUUGGCUGUCCGAUUUUACAUUAACAGGUAAAAUUACUCACACCAACAUAGCCACUUUCGCGCGCCGAGCUCUUACAUUAACAUGCUAAUUUAUCACAUUAACAUGCUAAUUUCUCACAUUAACAUCACUAGCCCCGCCCACUUCGUUUAUGACCUUUGGGCUACACCCAUUUUAAACCUUUGAAAACAGCCUGCCUUGAGCAGUUUUUGCCCUCUUUUUUUUCCUCCUGAUGACGAUCGCUUGUGGUGAUCGAAACGUCGUAGUUUUUUUAUUUAAUUUGUAUUUGAACCUAUCUGUGACUUUACCGAAAGACCCAAAGAAUACAAAUUCUCAGUUUUUAUAAAAUUUCACACCAACAGCCCCGGGAGGAUACGUUUUCCAUCCGCGACAGUACCGUGGCAUCUCUACAGUGCAACAGUAACGACUCCACAUCACCGUUCCAGUCAUUCCAAUAGGCAGAUCUUUUGGCGAGUUCCCAAUCGUUUUAAUAUUUAUGUAAUUUAUUAUUUUUGUAUUGUGAAAGCUAUAUAGGUGUAUAUAUUUAGGUGGGGAGUGAAGUUAGAAUGACUGUCUGAAACACAUGCCUAUUUUUAAAAAUUUAAUUAAUGGGAAAAGCCAUUCACGACAUUUCGUUUUAUGGGCGUUUUUUGAAGAACCCAUCCCAUUCGUAAAUCGAGGGAUACCUGUACUGUACAAGAAAACUCCUUUAAUGUCCCUAGAGCAUCCAACCCUGAAUGAAUUAUCAACCCAAAGAGAAGACUUUGAGGUGCAUCACCGUUGCCUCUCCAGUGACGUCAUGGUUUGCCUGUAAUGCCCUUUCAGUUGGCUGCAGUGAUUUAAAGAGACAACGAUGGCGGACAGACGUGAAAGUCACUUUAAAGUAUUUUUCUCAUUGACAAACACGUGUUGGGCAGCCGUGGUCCCACACCCUGUGUGUUGCUACAAAGUGUAAAACUGUUGCAAGUGACUCGGCAUUCCAAAUCUUCUACUUUACACUUCACUUUACCAAAGAAACCGAUUGCCUUUUAACUGUCCCAAGAACAAGAAUUGGAAUAGGUGACAAAGCCUUUGCAGUUGUAGCACCAAUCUUUUUGGAACAACAACCUUCUUGGUUCUUUCGGUAAAGUCACG